AGUAAAGUGAUAAGAACUUAGGUUUAUACAAAAUGUUCAAUUUACUUUCAAGUACACCUAGGUGCCUAUUCAGUUUAAUUUCAACAAUGUUGGUGCCAAUACACUCGUUUCAAUUGAUUUAAAUUGAAUUAGUCCAGACUCAUAAUGAUAUUGAUAUGGGUACUAUUAAUAUCUUCGCUUCUACAAAUCGAAGCAGAGCAAGAACAAUGUUAUGCUGACAAUACAUCCCCAUAUUUGAAUUUUGGAGAGAGAACGUCUUAUUUUCAAGGUCGAGAGCCUCAUCAAAUGAAUUUGCCAAAAAAUUGUAAGCCAAUUUAUGUAUGGGGAAUUAUAAGGCACGGGACGAGGUAUCCUGUACCUAUCGAUACAAUUUUAAAAAUCAAGAAAACAUUGCCUUUAAUAAGAGAUCAAAUUUUAAUGAAUCAUAAAAAUGGACGAGGAAACUUAUGUAAAAAAGACUUGGAAAAUUUGAAGAAAUGGAACAUCAAUAUAACCACAGAUUUGAGAGGUGAACUGACAUCACAGGGUACCAAAGAGUUGAUUUUUUUAGCAAAAAAAAUUAAAGAAGCAUUUCCUCUUUUAUUCGAAUUACAGCAAAGAAAUAUUUUCGAGUUUCAGAGUUCUGAUACCAACCGCACAAGAGCUAGCGCGUUAGCAUUCAGUAAUGAACUAAUGGGAACAAAUUUCACUACCCUGCAAGGUAACAAUAUAACUGAGGAUGACGAGUUUCUACAACUUUACAAGCAUUGCCCUAAUCACGCGAAACUUGUCAAAAAUCCUGUAUUUCAUGAAGAAAUCCGUUUAUUCAAAACUUCUGCUCUAAUGCAAAAGAUCACAGCAGAAAUAAGUCUGCGUUUGGGUUUCUUGCAACCACUAUCAAAUCAGUCAAUCAUGUUAAUGUAUAGUAUCUGCGCCUAUGAAAAUGCUUGGUUUAUGGAUUCGAAACCUCCAUUUUGUGCAGUCUUCACCGAGGAAGAUUUAAAAGCAAUAGAAUACUACGAAGACAUGGAAUCCUAUUAUAUAAGAGGGUAUGGAAAUCCACUUCCCAACGAAAAGAUGGGCUGCCCAAUUGUACGGGAUAUGAUGUUGUCAUUGUCUAAAGCAGCAAAAAACGCUGGAAAUGUCGCCAAAGGUAAAUUUCUUUUCACUCAUUGUGAAACAAUCAUUCCAACAACGGUAAAGCUCGGACUGCAAAAAGACAACGAACCGCUGAAACUUGAAAAUUAUCAAAAAUUAGUCGAAAAAAGAAAAUGGAGGAGUACUUAUUUUGACAGCUUCGCUGCUAAUAUUAUGGUAGCGUUGUACAGAUGUCCUAAUCAAAAUGGUACUCAGGACGUUGUGAUAUUUCACCAAAACGAACAUUCUGUAGUGAUUCCUCAGUGUAUCUCAAAUCCCUGCACUUUGGACGAAUUGCAGUUCAUUUUUCAAGAUGUGUUCGAUGAAAAUCGUUGCAAUACAAAUUUUUGCAAGAUUUCAGAACCUUCGAAACCUUCAUCCGGAUAUUUGUUGCGCUUCAGCUUUAAUAUUAUUGUUAUAAAUCUUUUAUUUAUUAAAAUUAUAAAUUGGUCAAGUUAGAAAA
This is a messenger RNA of Planococcus citri (citrus mealybug), 1579 nucleotides long. Its product is annotated as multiple inositol polyphosphate phosphatase 1-like. Gene Ontology annotation, molecular function: acid phosphatase activity; inositol phosphate phosphatase activity. The coding region runs from base 145 to 1575 and encodes 476 amino acids. NCBI's taxonomy places the organism in Eukaryota, Metazoa, Arthropoda, Insecta, Hemiptera, Pseudococcidae. The transcript is spliced from 9 exons. The record is from RefSeq and is a predicted model, not a curated record.